UCUUGAGUCCGAAACAUUCAAAUUAAAUUUAGGACUGGAGAUUUUGUCUUUUGUAGUAAAGUUUAUACCCUAGUCUUUGAAUCCCAACUCGAUACUUUCCCCGCGAAUGUGAGCUUGCAGUUACCCUUUGCACUAAGUUUUGUAAUUUAAAUUUGUCAAUGUGGAUGCGAAUGGUGUGGCCUGUGGUGAAGAUGGUAUUCUGCCAAGCGUUGUGGACCUUAUGACGAUCAGUUGAUGUCAAAGCCAUCAAGUAGAAUUCAUUUGCGAGGGAUACAUUCAAUUGCGCAAGCGGCAACUUGCGAAUGGAAAUGUUUGGUGGAGCAAUACGGAUGACCGGUUGUCACAAGAACCCAGCAUGGAUGGCAAUGUUAGCUGGAAUGAUGCCAACCCAGGGAGAUCUUCGGAGCUCGAGCACAUGUGCGCGUUUUCCAACUGAUGUUAAGUUGAGGGCCAUGUCGAUCUCCGCCCACAAUUUUGGAUUUCUGGUUGUGGGCGCCUUGCAGUUCCAUCGCUGGACCACUCUUACGUCCAAUUUCAUCGAGCAAUUGACGGAGAAUAGUAGUCAAAGUUCACAACCGCAGCAGGUAUCUGGAGUAAUAGGGGAGAACUGUUUUCAAGUACCUCUAGAAGUUUAUCAUGGUCGUCAAAUUCUUGGCAAGACUGGGGCACAGUUAUUGGGUACAGGCAUUUCGCUGUAUUCUCCAUGGAAAACCAUAGUCAAAUUUGUAGAAGGGAGGAGAAAAAGCAGACGCAGGAGUAUUGUCACUGCAGCGUCAACGGGUGAUGAAAACGAUACGUCUUCUGCCAACACGAUUACUGGCUAUGGAAUCGGGUCCAGGAGCCGCAAUUGGACAAACAUAAUUCUUGGCGUGAAUCUUUUAAUGUUUGGCGCUCAAAUAGCAUCUCAAGGUCAACUUCUUUUACUAGGCGCCAAGGUCAACAGCUUGAUAGAUAAAGGUCAAUGGUGGAGAUUUGUUACACCGUCAGUACUUCAUGCCAACAUUAUGCAUCUUCUGGUGAAUUGUUAUUCCUUGAAUUCUGUAGGUCCAACAGUGGAAUCACUGAGUGGAGGAAAGCGAUUUCUUGCAAUCUAUGCUGUCUCCGCCAUCGCAAGCAGUGGGUUAAGCUACACGCUUUGUACAGCGCCUUCGGUCGGAGCAUCAGGAGCAAUAUUUGGUCUUGUUGGUGCAUUGGCAGUAUUUCUAGCACGUCAUAAGACUCUCAUGAUUGGUGGAGAUCAAAGUCUAGCUCAAGUAGCCCGUGUCAUCGCUAUAAACCUGGGAUUUGGCUUACUGUCUAGUGGCAUUGAUAAUUGGGGCCAUGUUGGGGGAUUGUUUGGAGGAGCUGCUGUAGCUUGGUUACUUGGACCUGCGUUCUCUUUCGAAUAUGCACCGAAGCUUGGAAAGAAAUUACUUCUCGAUCGGCCACCAAUUGCCAAAUUGUUGUCUCCCUGGUCUAAAGAGAAAAGUGACCAAUAAGCAGAAUAUUUGGAUUACGCGAAUUCACUAAACUUACCAGUCAUUACGCUCAACAUGCUGGAAGCAGUUUAAACAUGGAAGCAUGUGAGUGGAAUGAUAGAUGUAUCAGAUUACCUUCAUGUAGUUGAAGAGUUAAUUGAGGAUGCAAUUAUGAGGUUAUUGAACUGUGAGGGAAGCCAAAACAAUAUCUCUUAUAAAUCUCAGGGUAAGUAGUCUUUUAAUGUAUGUAUUCUUGAUUGUGAACUUGGUACAUAAUUGUGUCACAUUGUACACCAUUUGAAACAUUAUCAUUGCUAUAUUAUAUUGCUUA
Messenger RNA from Physcomitrium patens, 1788 nucleotides. Lineage: Eukaryota; Viridiplantae; Streptophyta; Bryopsida; Funariales; Funariaceae. The record is from RefSeq and is a predicted model, not a curated record.